AUGCCUCGUCCCAGAAAGUUGCUGGACAUGCGCUGCACCACAUGUCAGACAAGCUUCAACCGACGAGAACACUACCAGCGGCAUCUGCGGUCACAUACAGAGGAGAAGCCUUUCUCCUGUGUCUAUUGUCAGCAAAUCUUUAGCCGCGGAGACUCACUGGCCCGCCACUAUACGUCUGUCCAUCAGACAGACACGGGGAAGCCCCUGGCCAAAAGACGUAGAGUCAUCAAAGCCUGCGAAUCAUGCCGGCUAUCUAAAGUCCGAUGUGAUGGAAAGGAGCCAUGCCAGCGUUGCUGCGACCAGCAUCGAGAAUGCUCCUAUCUGGUCUCCAAGCGCACCGGACAAUCUGCCACACGCACUGGCCAACUGCCUAGGGGACAUUGUCUGAACCUUCCCUCUAGGCAGGAUCAAGCAGGCAGUCAGCCUACGAAUACUUCGCUCAGUAUAAACGUAGUGUCGCAAGCUUAUCCACAAAGUCAAAAGCUGUAUGAACAGGCACCGGUACAUUCUCCCGCCCAGGCCGACGCGGCCUAUGGAGCCAUCGAUACGAUCACGGUACCUCCCUUCUUUUCGUUGGACUGGAAUGACUUUGAUGAGUGGCUCAACUUUGGUUUCGACGAUGAGUACAUGGGGCUAUCCGCUCCUGCGGCAUCCGCCACAGCCGCCAUCACCGGGCUCUAUGGUAACAUUCAGGAACCAGAUAUGGAUAAAGAUGCCAUCGACCCGAGACAGUACUAUCCGGCUUCUAUUGAACUGGACGCUCAGUUAGUGUUUCCCGACAUGGCUACUAUCGCCAGCGAGGAUAUAGAGAAGGAAAAUCUGGCCCUUGUCGAGCAGGUUCCGGACGGUACCCCACGGAAGGUGUUCGAGAUGGCUACCGUAUUGCAAACCAAAUCCAACUAUCCCAAGUUUAUCGAGUUACGCAUCCCGCCUGCUCGCGUCCUCAAUGCCUGGGUCCAACUCUACUUUGAGCAUUUCCACCCUGUCUUUCCGAUUUUGCAUAAGCCUACCUUUUGCCCUGCGAGGAUGAAUCCAUUCCUCGUUCUUACCGUUGCAGCCAUCGGCGCGCAUUUCUCAGAUCUGGAGGGCUCACAGGCUUGUUACAAGGCGAUGCAUGAGCUCAUCCGACGAUAUACAUCGUACACAGUGAGGCUACACCUCAAGACCACCUCUGUCAGUUCGAACACAGUCGGCUAA
This is a messenger RNA of Aspergillus fischeri NRRL 181, 1197 nucleotides long. RefSeq names its product C2H2 type zinc finger domain protein. The record is from RefSeq and is a predicted model, not a curated record. Bases 1 to 1197 code for a protein of 398 amino acids. The transcript has 2 exons. Gene Ontology annotation, molecular function: RNA polymerase II cis-regulatory region sequence-specific DNA binding; DNA-binding transcription factor activity, RNA polymerase II-specific; zinc ion binding. Gene Ontology annotation, cellular component: chromatin. Gene Ontology annotation, biological process: DNA-templated transcription; regulation of transcription by RNA polymerase II. Lineage: Eukaryota; Fungi; Ascomycota; Eurotiomycetes; Eurotiales; Aspergillaceae.